Aphidius gifuensis is the source of this 1907-nucleotide messenger RNA. RefSeq lists its product as uncharacterized. The coding region runs from base 92 to 1666 and encodes 524 amino acids. The transcript has 6 exons. Lineage: Eukaryota; Metazoa; Arthropoda; Insecta; Hymenoptera; Braconidae. The record is from RefSeq and is a predicted model, not a curated record.
UGUCAACCUGAAAAAUAUAUACUUAUGUAAACACUGAAUUUUCAAUUUAUUUGGUUAAUUUUUAAUUUUUAAAAAGUCUCAAUAAAUCAAUAUGGAUUUAAAAAAUAAAACAAUUGUAACAAAAAGGAAAAUAAUAGACAAUCCAUUUGCAUUUCCAUCAGAUAGACUUUUUAUUGCCUAUUAUAAAUGGCUUCAGGCACGAAAAAAAUUAAACACAAAAACUGAAAUAAAAAAACAUUCAAAAUGUUCAAGAAAAUCUUUGAUUGAUAAUAAUAUUUUUGAUAAAUUUACUGGACCAACUGCAAUAACUGAUAUUGAUCCUGAUUAUUAUACUGAUUUAAAUGGUCGUGCAAUUAUUGAAAAAUUUUCAUCUAAAAAAUAUAUUGAUCAAACAAGAAAAGUUUUACGUGGUAAAAUAAUUGCUGGAUAUUAUCGUGAUGAAUGUAUCAAAAUUGAUCAAGAAUUUGCUAAUGAACAUCAAGAAAUUAUUAACAUUGAGAAAAAUCGAAACAAGUAUGCCAAGGCUUUUGAUAAAUAUCUAUCAAAUGAUUACGAAGAAAGUAUGAAAAUUUUAAACGAAGCACAAACUGAGGCUAAAAACACAAAUGACACAAUAACAAAACGUGAUGAAUUAUCAAAAUUAUUUGGUAAAACACGUCUUGAAGUUUAUCAAACAGAAGAAAUGUGGUGUAUUAUAAAAGCAUGUCAUGAUUUUAUGAUUAAAGUAUCACCAAAAGACGAGAGAAAAACAAUAACGAAUAUAUCAAAAAAUAAUUCAAAAAGUCUUCAAAAUAUUCAAAUUGAACAAGCAUCACUAGAUAAACUCAUAGAGACAUUUGAAAGAGAUAUUAAAAUUAUGGUACCAUGUGAAAUUAAAUUAAAAAAUUCAAGAGAAUUAAGUAAAAUUUUUAGUGAUAUAGAAUUAAGAAAUUUAGAUGCAUUAAUACAUCUUGAAUCAUUGGCUGGUCCAAAAGAUGAUUUAUCAUCAAAAAUGAUACAAGCAGAAGAAUUAGUUGGUAAAGAAAUAAUAAAUAUUGAAGAAAAUCUUCAAGAAUUAAAAAAUCAAAUUAUUAUGAGUGAAGAACGAGCAAAUAAUCUUGAAAAAUAUGCUGAUUAUUUAUUGCAUGAUGUAUUUAAAAAAUUAGUUUGUUCAGAAACAGUUCUUCAUUUGCAUGUAUUUAUUGAGGAUGCUUAUGAAACUUGUAUUGGUCCAAAUGAUGCAAGUCUUGAUGGUUAUACAAUGAUGAAAACAAUUGAAAAAACAUAUGAAAAACUUAACAUGACACUGGAUAAUUUACCACAAGAUAUUGUUAGAGUUUGUGAACAACAAGGUUUUGCUCAAGAGAUGAGAGCAAUUGCUGAAGCUGAAGAUGCUGCUAGAAAAUUUGAAUUGAUGCAUCGUUUACUAGCAGCACUUGAAAGAAUAAUGUCACCAACAAAUCUAGAUAAAAAUAUUAAACAAAAUUAUAAAUUUAUAAUUAAAAAAAAAGAUAAAAAAAAACAAAAUUUAUUGGAUAAUAAAAAUAAAAAAAAUCAAGCACUUGCUUAUUUUACAGAACAAUGUUAUUAUGAUGAUUUUGAAAUGACAAUUGAUCAUUCAAUUAACAAUGAAAAAAUUGAAAUUAAUAAUCAUGAUAAUUAUCCAAAAAUUUCUGAUGAUAAUUAGUGUGAUUGUCGCAAUGAUAUAACGUGAUUUAUAUACACCCUUUUUUUUUUAAUUUUAUUUAUUUCUUUUAAACAUGAAGAGAAAAAAUGAGUCAUCUAGAAUAUUUUUUUUUUUAUUCAUUUUUAAAACACGAUCAAUAUUAAACACUGUGUAAAUUUUUAAUAUAUUUUUUUCAUUUAAAAAAAAAAGGAUGUAAAUGAAUUGAAAAAAAAAAAAAAUUUAAUUAAAAAAUUCAACGAAA